UUUUUCUUUCUCUUUCUCUGUCUCUGUUUCUCUCUCUGUUGGAGAAACUUGUUCACUCUUCUCAGACCUACUCUCUCUCUCUCUCUCUCCGUUUUUGACAUCGUGUGUGGCUGUGUGUUCCGAGGUAAUAAUAACAAGGGAAAAUGGGUAUCAUUGAGAAGAUCAAAGAAAUUGAAGCCGAGAUGGCUCGGACCCAGAAAAACAAAGCCACAGAGUAUCAUCUUGGGCAGCUCAAAGCGAAGAUAGCAAAACUAAGGACACAAUUAUUGGAGCCACCAAAAGGUUCUAGUGGAGGUGGAGAUGGAUUUGAAGUUACGAAAUUUGGCCAUGGACGUGUUGCACUUAUUGGAUUUCCAAGUGUGGGGAAGUCAACUCUUUUGACAAUGUUAACGGGCACACAUUCAGAAGCUGCAUCUUAUGAAUUCACAACUCUGACCUGCAUUCCUGGGAUUAUACAUUAUAAUGAUACUAAAAUUCAGUUGCUUGAUCUUCCUGGAAUUAUUGAGGGUGCUUCUGAAGGAAAGGGACGUGGGAGACAGGUUAUUGCUGUUUCCAAGUCUUCAGAUAUAGUAUUGAUGGUUCUUGAUGCCUCCAAAAGUGAGGGUCAUAGACAAAUAUUGACUAAGGAGCUGGAAGCUGUGGGCUUGCGGUUAAACAAGAGACCACCUCAGAUAUAUUUUAAAAAGAAAAAGACCGGGGGCAUUUCAUUCAACAGCACUUUGCCUUUGACUCAUGUGGAUGAGAAGCUUUGUUAUCAGAUUCUACAUGAGUACAAAAUUCACAAUGCUGAGGUCCUUUUCCGUGAGGAUGCCACAGUGGAUGAUCUCAUAGAUGUCAUUGAAGGAAACCGUAAAUACAUGAAGUGUGUAUAUGUCUACAACAAGAUAGAUGUUGUUGGUAUUGAUGAUGUGGACAGAUUAGCCCGGCAACCUAAUUCUGUUGUCAUUAGCUGCAAUUUGAAGCUGAACUUAGACAGACUGCUUGCGAGGAUGUGGGAUGAAAUGGGUCUGGUUAGAGUUUACACAAAACCACAAGGCCAGCAGCCUGAUUUCAGUGAUCCUGUGGUUCUUUCUGCUGAUAGAGGUGGCUGCACUGUUGAAGACUUCUGCAACCAUAUACACAGAAGUUUGGUGAAGGAAGUGAAGUAUGUUCUGGUCUGGGGUACAAGUGCAAGGCACUACCCACAACAUUGUGGCCUUGGUCAUCCUCUUCGUGAUGAGGAUGUGGUUCAGAUUGUUAAGAAAAAGGAAAAAGAAGGGGAAGGAAGGGGUCGAUUUAAGUCACAUUCCACAGCUCCUGCUCGGAUAUCUGACAGAGAGAAGAAGGCCCCACUCAAGACAUAAUUUUGACAUUACCAAUAAUUUCAUUGAUUUGCCUGGUGGAUUGUGGAUGGGAAAUAUGACUACAUCCUGAUCACAUAUCCAAAAGUAGAGGUCUUUUUUGUGAUAGCACUUGCAAUUUGAAAAUUCCUUAAGUGGGGCACCUAUGUUUUCGUCACCCAUGUGUUGUAAUUUUUUCCUCCUUUUAAUAAUAGCUUUUAUUAAUCAUUAAGUCUGCAUCUAUGACAUGGAAAGAAAUAGAAAGUAAAGGAAACAUGCACUGCAAAAUUUACUUGGUUCAUUGUUUUCCU
Messenger RNA from Gastrolobium bilobum, 1630 nucleotides. Its product is annotated as developmentally-regulated G-protein 2. The transcript is spliced from 12 exons. The coding region runs from base 144 to 1343 and encodes 399 amino acids. NCBI's taxonomy places the organism in Eukaryota, Viridiplantae, Streptophyta, Magnoliopsida, Fabales, Fabaceae. Gene Ontology annotation, biological process: cytoplasmic translation. Gene Ontology annotation, molecular function: GTPase activity; GTP binding. Gene Ontology annotation, cellular component: cytoplasm. The record is from RefSeq and is a predicted model, not a curated record.